Messenger RNA from Neoarthrinium moseri, 1524 nucleotides. RefSeq lists its product as uncharacterized. Gene Ontology annotation, molecular function: oxidoreductase activity, acting on paired donors, with incorporation or reduction of molecular oxygen; iron ion binding; steroid hydroxylase activity. The transcript has 4 exons. The coding region runs from base 1 to 1524 and encodes 507 amino acids. NCBI's taxonomy places the organism in Eukaryota, Fungi, Ascomycota, Sordariomycetes, Amphisphaeriales, Apiosporaceae. The record is from RefSeq and is a predicted model, not a curated record.
AUGUUGCUGCAUUCGAUAGCCUUACCGGACGUCUUGAGGGCUGCGGCCCUUGACAUGGUAGCCAGCACUUGUGGGUCUAUUUUUGGCCUCGCGCUACUCGCAUCUAUGAUGCUCCUGCUUUGGCGGGCUUGGAGGUUCACGAUCAAUCCACUCUUGCACCCUGAUGAGCCCAAAGAGCUGCCUUACUGGAUCCCAUUUCUGGUUGGCAGGAUACAUUUCGGCAACACCAAGGAACCAUUCGCGCUCACUAUUGCCGGGUCUACCACUUAUGUUAUAACGAAUGCGCAGGAUGUUACUGAGGCAUAUAAGAACAACUCCACACUGUCCUGGACCGAGUUCCUUUUGGAAAUGAUGCGAACCCUUGGAAACAAUGAGAUUUGCGUCGAGGCGGCCGCCCGCCCGCUCCCUCGAGACAAAGAUGGCUUCCCUAACCCCCAUGGAAAGCCUCUAGUCACACUGGCUCGGGAUAUGCAUAUUCGUCAGCUUCAUCCGGGCGACCAGCUUGAUGAUCUCGAAAGGCGAUUCCUCCGUUGGUUCGAGCGCUGUUUGGAACCCGAAACGAUGGCUAAGACGUACGGCAGCAACGUGGCGCAGAAAGACCAAGACACCACCGUCACUGUGUCACUUGUGCAGUGGUGUUCUGAAAUUUUCACGCUGGCUUCCCAGGAGGCCUACUUCGGCCCUGAGCUGGCACAUAUCGACCCACACCUGCACGAGACCUUUAUCGUCUUUGAUGAGCUCAGCUAUCAAAUCCUGUACCAGUAUCCGCGUCUUUUGACCGGCAAGAUGCGGGCCGCCAAGACUCAGCUCCAGCACGCGAUGAAAAACUAUCUUCAACUGCCGCCCAGCAAGCGGACUGACACUGCCUGGUUCACCGAUGCCUUCGAAACCGAGUGCAAGGCACUGGGAAUCGACGAAACACAGGUCGCGCUAAUGUUCUUCACGGUUUACUGGGGUGCCAAUACCAAUACCCGCAGGGCAGCGUACUGGCUCCUUGCGCACCUCCUCGAUACGCCGGACCUACUCGCCGCUCUGCGAGCCGAGACCGCUGCGGCAUUCGAUCAGGCUGGUAAUCUCGACCCGGCACGUCUUCACGAUGCCGACCACAAUCGGUGUUUCGAGGCGGUCUGGAACGAGACGAUCCGUAUGUCGGCGUACGCGUCCUCGGUGCGCUACAUCACGCGCGACACCAUAAUCGGGGGUAAGUUGCUACGACGGGGCCACCGCCUCAUGAUCCCUUAUCGGCAGUUGCACUUCGACGAGGACGUGUUCGGGCCCGGCGUCAACGAAUUCCGGGCUGCGAGGUUCGGUUUCGACAUCGCUGCUACAGACAGGAAGAACUACAAAGAGAACGGGGCUUAUCAGAAGCUCACGCGCGGGGAUAGCUGGCGCCCCUUUGGCGGCGGCGUCACUAUGUGCCCAGGUCGGUUUAUCGCGAGACGUUCUGUACACAUCUUCGUUGCGCUCUUGCUACACCGGUACGAUGUCGAGAGCGUUGGGCCGAGCUUAUGUUCUGAGGCCUAA